CUUCGUCGCCCGAGCUGAUGGUCAAAGAGACCUAGUUUGUCUUUUCCCCGCAGAGAUGUGAGAAAUACCAAUUUUUUUUGUUGUUGUAUGACUGACUCCAUUUCCAGAAUGAAUCAACUUCAAAGCCUUCUUCAUGAUUCUUUGAUUGCAACGGGUCACGUUCAACAUUGUGCCAUAAUUCGACGAAAAGACACUUCUCUCCGAGCUAGCACUGUUGGAUUUUCGCCAUCUUUGGACAAUAUACAUGCCUUGGUUCAUUCUUUUACAAACAGUGCUCAUGCCAGAAGGGAGGGCCUCAAAUUCCAGGAUACAGUCUAUGAAUGCGUCAGGGCUGAUAGAUUCUCUGUAUAUGCAAAACAUGAAAACAGUGGAAUAAUCUUGGUACGCACUGCAACUUUGCUGUUGGUGGGCACGUAUACACCAGAAAUGAGUCCAAGUAUUUGUGUUGAGGCAGUUGAAAAACUAGCGGACUAUUUCAGGGAAAAAGGAAAGUGACUUGUGCAACACCCAUUUCUACCCUAUACAUUUAUAAACAAUAUCAGGCAACUGGCUGUUAUCAAUAACAAUUGUCCCUGCCAAUUCACAAGGCAGAAUGUUCCAGAGCCGGGUUGUUCAAAGUUGUGUUAAGAUAACCCAGGGUUAGUGUGAAAUUUGAUUUCAGAUCUGAAAGCUCUGAAAGAAAACUCAGUUUAAUUUCAUUUGUCCACAAUUUGAUGAUGGAAUGUCCUAAAAAAAAACUAGGACAAAUUAUCCCAAAAUGGCUUUUGAUUAGAGAAAUUUAGAAACCUGGAUAAAAAAUUUA
Messenger RNA from Stylophora pistillata, 802 nucleotides. Its product is annotated as profilin-4. Lineage: Eukaryota; Metazoa; Cnidaria; Anthozoa; Scleractinia; Pocilloporidae. Gene Ontology annotation, cellular component: cell cortex. Gene Ontology annotation, molecular function: actin monomer binding. The record is from RefSeq and is a predicted model, not a curated record.